UCCUUGGUUUCCAUGUGAGGACGCUCCGUGGCCGAGAGUUGUACUUUGUUCUCCACGUGCAUCAAAUGUGACUGGCGAGUGUAAAUCGGGGUCAUGUUGUUGCCUGUCACACAGUUGGACUUCACUUGCAACUUCCUGCAUCGACUGUGCUCUCAAGCUCGAUACCCGAAGUCGUUGUUAUACUAUGUCUGAGCUCAAGACACGCAAGCGCGACCUCAGCAACCAGGUCCAGAAUGGACCUGGACAACCACUUGCGCAAAUUGGUCCCGACAAGCAGCGGAUGACGCUUUCCUGGCACGAAAUACCGGAAUGGCAGAGGGAUAACGAGUACAUUUUAACGGGCUACAGACGAGUGCAAAACUGUUGGUCAGGCUGCAUUGCAUCUAUCUACAGUUAUCCCCAUAACGAAACUGGUAAGUCUCUUGUUCUCUUAAGUAGACGCGAUUCAUUGCAGCUUCCAGUGAACAUCCUCAGCCAUCUGGCUGGUGCUGUGCUUUUUCUCUGGAUUCUGGUGACAUUUCGCGGGCAAUAUAUCUUGGCGUAUAGCACUACCACUUGGCUGGACACCUCUGCCUUCAGUAUUUUUCUACUCUCUGCCGUGUUCUGCCUCACUGCGAGUGCCAUGUUCCACACCGCCACUUGCCAUUCGGAACAGGUUUCGACCCAAUGCCAUGCACUGGAUUAUUCAGGGAUCGUCGUCCUCACCGUCGGAUCUUUUGUACCAUGCCUGUACUAUGGAUUCUACUGCGAACCAGCCUUGCAAGCCUGUUAUCUAUGUUCCAUCGCUCUAGUUGGUGCAGGCGCGGCAUAUAUCGUUCUAAACCCUGAAUAUGCAAAACCAACGCAUCGAGGUGCACGAACCGGUGUUUUCAUUGGUCUCGGAUUGUCUGCUGUGGUCCCGGUGGCUCACUUAUUGGUAUCGCAUGGAACAUCCAAGCUAUUUUCCGAGAUGGGUUUUGGUUGGCUGCUCGCAUCAGGCGGCCUAUACAUCACGGGCGCGUUGAUUUACGCUAAUCGCAUACCGGAGCGCCUGGCUCCAGGGAAAUUCGACUUGCUCUUCGCAUCGCAUCAAAUAUUUCACUGCUGUGUGGUCCUGGCCGCUCUGGCUCACUGGAUGUGUGUAUUGACUGCCUUCGAUCACUGGCAUUCUGGGCUUGGACGGAUGGAAAUUGUGACAUGCUGAUGUUGCGCUGUGGGCAGCCUGGGAAAAAUUUGUCGGAACAUGCCUCAAUGGCGGGUCUUUGCCCAGCAGGUUCACGGCUCCGGCGGAGUCAUUAGCGCGGAGACAAAAUCCACGUUGCAGGGUGUAUCCGUAAGCAUAAUGGAAGUUUGGUCAUCCUCAUUUCAAUUGACAGGUUGAGUGUAUACCUUCGGAGACCGCGAUGCGGGAGU
This is a messenger RNA of Suillus clintonianus, 1392 nucleotides long. RefSeq names its product hemolysin-III related-domain-containing protein. NCBI's taxonomy places the organism in Eukaryota, Fungi, Basidiomycota, Agaricomycetes, Boletales, Suillaceae. The record is from RefSeq and is a predicted model, not a curated record. Gene Ontology annotation, molecular function: signaling receptor activity. Bases 185 to 1183 code for a protein of 332 amino acids. The transcript is spliced from 7 exons. Gene Ontology annotation, cellular component: membrane.